AAUUUUAUUUUGUUGAUUUGGUGUAUAAAAUGAUUUGUUUGACGGUGAAAUUCAAAAUCCCAUAGUAAACGUGAACGCCGCUCUCACACACGCAUGUAAACAGUUUUGUAACUCGCCAUGGCUGCUCCUUUGGUCCGGAUUUUGUCAAGGUCUUGCCGGCAGCUCUCUUCUCCCCUCAGAGCCGUGCAGUGUGGAGGAGGAUGGAGGUUCAGAUCCACCAGUUCAGCUCUGGACCCGGACUCAGAACAAACCAGUGGAGUUUCAUUUCUUCCUCUGCAGAGCUUCUCAGAGGAGGAGGCCAUGAUGAGGGACGCAGUGAAGAAAUACGCUCAGGAACGCAUCGCUCCGUUUGUGUCGAAGAUGGACGAGAGUUCACACAUGGACGAAGAGGUCAUCCAGUCUCUGUUUGAACAAGGAUUGAUGGGGAUAGAGAUCGAUCCUGAGUUCGGGGGCACUGGCUCCUCGUUCUUCGCCUCCAUCCUGGUGAUCGAGGAGCUCGCCAAAGUCGACCCGUCUGUGGCGGUUCUGUGUGACAUCCAGAACACGCUCAUCAACACCCUGCUGUCCAAUCUGGGAACUGCAGAACAGAAGGAGAAGUACCUCACCCGCCUCUCCACAGAUAUGGUGGGUAGUUUCUGUUUGUCUGAGGCCGAGUCUGGCAGCGACGCUUUUGCCUUAAAAACUCGAGCAGAGAAACACGGAGAUCAUUACGUCAUAAACGGAUCUAAAAUGUGGAUCAGUAACGCGGAACACGCCGGAGUGUUUCUGGUCAUGGCCAACGUCGACCCCUCGGCUGGUUACAGAGGCAUCACGUGUUUCCUUGUGGACAGAGACACAGAGGGGCUGGAGAUCUGUAAAAAGGAAAACAAACUGGGGCUCAGAGCGUCUUCCACCUGUCCUCUCAACUUUGACAACGUGAAGGUGCCUGAAAAGAACAUUCUGGGUCAGAUCGGUCAGGGAUAUAAAUACGCCAUAGGGAUGUUAAACGAGGGCCGGAUUGGAAUCGCAGCGCAGAUGCUGGGUCUGGCUCAGGGCUGCUUCGACCACACGAUUCCUUACACCAGACAGAGAGUUCAGUUUGGAAAGCGUAUAUUUGACUUCCAGGGGAUGCAGCAUCAGAUCGCUCACGUGGCGACGCAGAUCGAGGCGGCGAGGCUCCUCACGUACAACGCCGCUCGACUCAAAGAGGCCGGACGCCCGUUUAUCAAAGAGGCCUGUAUGGCAAAGUACUUCUCUGCUGAGGUGGCGACGCUGACCACCUCCAAGUGCAUCGAGUGGAUGGGAGGAGUGGGCUUCACUAAAGAUUACCCCAUAGAGAAAUACUACAGAGACUGCAAAAUAGGAACCAUUUACGAAGGCACCACAAACGUCCAGCUCUCCACUAUGGCCAAGUUCAUAGAUAAAGAAUACGACCACUGAGUUUUCCAAGAGCGACGAAGCACACUCCGUUUAAGACACUAAAGCUGCUGCUGUGAAGAAGAGAGAGGAGAGGGUUAAGAGUAAGAAAAAGAUCAUAUUAUGUGAUUCACCGAAGCCCUGCUCUGUAUUAUACUUGUAAUGUAGAGAGAUUUUUUCCUUUUAUCAAUGUUACUGAGGGUUUUUAGCACUUUUGUUUUGACGUGGGGCUUUAUUUCAUCUGAUUUAAAGGUGUAUUGUGUAAUUUUAUAAAAGCAUUUGAUGGACCUUCCACCAGAAAAGUUACACAGUGCAGCUUUAAGCAUUUAUUUAGAUUCUUUUAGCCUCAAAUGUAAAAAUACAACGCACAAAUUUCCACAAUAUUACAAUCUCAUAAUGCAAAUAUUAUUUUCAGUUUAUUAGACCAAAUAAUCGCAAAUUAUCAGGGAGAGAAACCAGAACUACCCACUGGUUUUAGUCCUGGUUUAGGCUUGGUUAAGUUCUGUUUUAGUUUAGUCCUGGUUCAGUCUCGGGUUAGACCUGGUUUAGUCCUGGUUUAGUUCUGGUUUACACUUGGUUUACUCCUGCUUUGGACCUGUUUUAGUCCUAUUUUAGACCUGGUUUAGUCCUGGUUCAGUCCUGGUUCAGUCCUGGUUUAGUCCUGGUUUAGUCCUGGUUUAGUUCUGGUUUACUCUUGGUUUACUCCUGGUUUACUCCUGCUUUGGACCUGUAUUAGUCCUGGUUUAGACCUGGUUCAGUCCUGGAUUAGUCCUGGUUUAAUCCUGUAGUGUCCCCACUACACCACUGAACUAGACCAGACCAAAACCAGUACUAAACCAGAUCUAAAAAGAAUCCAAAAAGUCACAACUAGGACUAAACUUGGACUAGAUCAGGACUAAACCAGAACUAAUAAUUUCUCAUUAAUAAUUUCAAUUAUUAUGGAAAGUUUAAGACCUUUUAGCCAGUUUUGACAUUUCGGAAACAAAAUCAGUUAAGUUUUAGACUUUUUUUUGUCAAAAUUUAGCAAUAAUUUAAUCUCAUAACACAAAUAUACACCAAUAAUAACAAUUUCUUUCAGUUUUAAGUUUAUUUUUGUCAAAUUUCUGUCAAAUAUUUCAGUGCCUUGAUGUUUUUUUCUGUUUUCUUUUCCAUGUGCAUACUUUUGUCAUACAUAUUUUGUCUUUUUGUUUCGUUCUACUGAGAUUGUGUCUGUUUUUGGAUGAAUUAUCUGUAAAACAAAUUUAAUUAAAUGUGUCGUGCAUCUUCAA
Messenger RNA from Boleophthalmus pectinirostris (great blue-spotted mudskipper), 2663 nucleotides. It is a transcript of the gene acadsb, whose product is annotated as acyl-CoA dehydrogenase short/branched chain. The transcript is spliced from 11 exons. The record is from RefSeq and is a predicted model, not a curated record. Gene Ontology annotation, cellular component: mitochondrion. Gene Ontology annotation, molecular function: acyl-CoA dehydrogenase activity; flavin adenine dinucleotide binding. The coding region runs from base 118 to 1419 and encodes 433 amino acids. Lineage: Eukaryota; Metazoa; Chordata; Actinopteri; Gobiiformes; Gobiidae.